Messenger RNA from Seriola aureovittata, 3766 nucleotides. RefSeq lists its product as uncharacterized. The record is from RefSeq and is a predicted model, not a curated record. Bases 229 to 3021 code for a protein of 930 amino acids. Gene Ontology annotation, molecular function: protein binding. Lineage: Eukaryota; Metazoa; Chordata; Actinopteri; Carangiformes; Carangidae. The transcript has 5 exons.
GACAGUCGAGGUCAAGACAGUAACCACGUCUCUCCAACUGAGGAUUAUAACUUAUAUAUGGUUCACUAGCUGUUAGACAGAACAAUCUAAAUGUAUUGCUCAUCUUUCUACAUCUGAAAACUCUGAGGUGAAUUCAAUUUGGUUUUGGCAUUUAGCUCAACCACAGGAAAUAGGACGAGUGUCACCAGCAACUGUAGCAGCACUGGCUGAUACAGGAGGGAAGCCAUAAUGGCGACACUUAGAGAGGAGCUCUUUAAUAUUCUGCUGGAUUUAAAUGAAGACCAUUUUAAGCAUUUCAAAUUUCACCUGAGAGACGAUGGCAUCCCACUGGCUGACCUGGAGAACGCAGACAGGCCGGACACGGUGGAGCUAAUGAUAAAUAAAUAUCGAGAUCGUGGAGCUCUGAAGGUAACCUUGAAGGUUUUACAGAAGAUCAGCAGGAAUGAUCUGGUGGAGCGUUUGCAAAACUUCAGACCGAAAGUCACAGAAACUAAAGAACCCCCAACAACCACCCAUCCACUGGCUCUCGCUCUGGGCGACUUUGUUGAAGAACAAAGUCUCGAUCCUCUUGAGUUGGCUUUCAUGGCUGGCACUGUUUUUAAAGACUUCAACCCAUUUCAUGUUGGUGCUCAAAAAGAGAGAUCUAACAGAAAGAAGGCCAGACCAUUAAGGUGGGUCCAGCAGUUUGCAGUGGAUGUGACUCUGGAUCCUGAAACAGCACAUUGUGCCCUCUUCCUCUCUGAUGACAGGAAGCAAGUUCAUGAUGGUGACGUGUGGAAGAAUCUCCCAAACAACCCUAAAAGGUUCAAGAGAUGCGUCAAUGUAUUGGGAAAACAGAGUUUCUCCUCUGGAAGAUUUUACUAUGAGGUUCAGGUUAAAGGGAAGACUGCUUGGGCUUUGGGAGUGGCCAAAGAGUCGAUCAAGAGGAAAGGAAAUAUCACAGCAAGCCCCAACAAUGGUUACUGGACUAUAAUGUUGACAAAUGGAGAUGAGUAUGAGGCUAAUGAUGAGAAUCCAGUCAGUCUCUCUCUGAAUCAGAAUCCACAGAAGGUGGGGGUGUUUGUGGACUAUGACGAGGGUAUGGUGUCCUUUUAUGACGUAGAUUCUGCAGAUCAUCUCUACUCCUUUACUGGAUGCUUCUUCACUGAAAAACUAUUCCCAUUUUUUACACCAUGUACCAAUGAUGGUGGUAGAAAUUCUGCCCCCCUCAUCAUUUCUCCUGUCAAACACGAUGAAGCAUAUGAAAGAAAGAAGGCUGAGCUGAAGAGUAUCCAGCAGUUUGAAGUGGAAGUGACUCUGGAUCCUGAAACAGCACAUCGAGCCCUCUUCCUCUCUGAUGAUGGGAAGCAAGUUCAUGUUGGUGAUGUGUGGAAGAAACUCCCUGACAACCCUAAAAGGUUCAAGAGAUGCGUCAAUGUAUUGGGAAAACAGAGUUUCUCAUCAGGAAGAUUUUACUAUGAGGUUCAGGUGAAAGGGAAGACUUCCUGGAGUUUAGGAGUGGCCAAAGAGUCGAUCAAAAGGAGGGGACAAAUCACACUGGGCCCUGAUGAUGGUUUCUGGACUAUAUGGUUAAGAAAUGGAGAUGAGUACAUGGCUAAUGAUGACACCCCAGUCUGUCUCACCCUCAAUCACCAUCCACAGAAGGUGGGAGUGUUUGUUAAUUAUGACGAGGGUCUGGUCUCCUUUUACGAUGUAGAAGCUGCUGAUCAUCUCUACAGUUUCACUGACUGCUCCUUCACUGAGAAACUCUACCCAUUCUUCAGUCCCUGCACUAAUGAUGGUGGUACUAACUCUGUCCCUCUGAUAAUCUGUCCGGUCAAUCAUGAGGAAGAAUAUGAAAGAAAAAAAGCUGAGCUGCACAGUGUCCUGCAGUUUGCAGUGGAUGUGACUCUGGAUACUGAUACAGCACAUCCUGCUCUCAUCCUUUCUAAUGAUGGAAAACAAGUAUAUCAUGGUGAUGUGAGGAAGAACCUCCCAGACAGCCCUAAGAGAUUUGAUAGUUGUGUUAAUGUCUUAGGAAAAGAGAGUUUUUCAUCAGGAAGAUUUUACUUUGAGGUUCAGGUUAAAGGGAAGAGGGCCUGGACCGUAGGAGUUGCCAAAGAGUCGAUUGACAGGAAUGGGGAUAUCACACUCAGUCCUGAAGAUGGAUUCUGGACUGUAUGUUUAAGAAAUGGAGAUGAAUACAAAGCUGUUGCUUCUCCUUCAGUUGACCUCUCUUUGAAUCAGCAUCCUCAGAAGGUGGGGGUGUUUGUUGAUUAUGAGGAGGGACUGGUCUCCUUUUACGAUGUAGAUUCUGCAGAUCUUCUCUACUCCUUUACCGACUGCUCCUUCACUGAGAAACUCUACCCAUACUUUAGUCCCUGUACUAAUGACAAAGGUAGAAACUCAGCCCCCCUCAUCAUAUCUCCUGUCAAACACAAUAAAGAAUAUGAAAGAAAGAAAGCUGAGCUGCAGAGUGUCCAGCAGUUUGCAGUGGAUGUAACUCUGGAUACUGAUACAGCACAUCCCAGUCUCAUCCUGACUGAUGAUGAAAAACAAGUAUAUUGUGGUGAUGUAUGUAAGAAACUCCCAGACAGCCCUAAGAGAUUUGAUCGUUGUGUUAAUGUCUUAGGAAAAGAGAGUUUUUCAUCAGGAAGAUUUUACUUUGAGGUUCAGGUUAAAGGGAAGACAGACUGGACUGUAGGAGUGGCCAAAGAGUCAAUUGGCAGGAAGGGGAAGAUCACACUCAGUCCUGAAGAUGGUUUCUGGACUGUAUGGUUAAGAAAUGGAGAUGAGUAUGAGGCAAUUGAUGCCCCUUCAGUUAAUCUCUCUCUGAAUCAGCAUCCUCAGAAGGUUGGAGUGUUUGUUGAUUAUGAGGAGGGUCUGGUCUCCUUUUACGAUGUAGAUUCUGCAGAUCUUCUCUACACCUUUACUGACUGCUCCUUCACUGAGAAACUCUAUCCAUACUUUAGUCCCUGUAGUAAUGACAACGGUAUAAACUCUGCCCCCUUGAUCAUAUGUCCUGUCAAACACAACAAUUAGAUUACUCAUGCUGUCGUUGAAAGGCCUGAACACCCACACAGCUGUUUUCUGUUAUUCCGGUUGAGUUGUGACAAAACCACACACAGCGCCAGUAAGAAUAAUAAAAGUCUGUAUUGACUCACCUUAAAGUGCUAAGUGGCUUUUAACCGCUCAUGAUGCUAUAGCUUUAUGAGUGGGUCACACUUUUGUUGUAUUUUGUAUUCAGUUGGCACAUCAAAAACCUUGAGUGUACUAUGAGUGUGAAGAGCUUUUACAAUGGAAUCUGCUGUAUUGACUUUGUAUUUCAAACUCUGUAGAAUUUUGUUAUUGCUUCUUUUGUUUAUUUUUAUUUUUGAUAUAUUCCAUUGCUACGUUUAUCUUUUAUUGUUUAUACUUGUCAAAUGUGGACACAAAUGCAUCAUUGAAUGAAAAUUGAUUGACUGAUUGAUUGAAUGAAUAUAGGAACUGAUGGAAAGGUUUGUUUACUUAUCAAGAAAACAAGCUUUUGUUUUUGAAAAAUUCAUAUUUUUCAACGUUAAUUUUUGUACUGUAAUAUAACACUCUCAAAUGGAAUCAAUGUAAUGUCAUUAUUUUCUGAGAAUGUGAAUUAAAAGAAAUGUUUGACUUGACAAUUACAUGAAACAUUGACAUUAAUAAACUUUGAAGUAUAAAAUAAAGUGGCACUUAAUGAUCAGUGUUUUUGUUGCAUUAUGAAAAAAUUACAACUGACAAACUUCAGGAACUUUUCUUAAAAAAAACAAAACAA